This is a messenger RNA of Micromonas commoda, 1038 nucleotides long. RefSeq lists its product with no specific name. Gene Ontology annotation, molecular function: sulfurtransferase activity. NCBI's taxonomy places the organism in Eukaryota, Viridiplantae, Chlorophyta, Mamiellophyceae, Mamiellales, Mamiellaceae. The annotation marks the transcript as partial. The record is from RefSeq and is a predicted model, not a curated record. The transcript has a single exon. Gene Ontology annotation, biological process: tRNA wobble position uridine thiolation.
CUGCCUCGCGUUGCGGUGGGUUUAUCAGGUGGGGUGGACUCUGCGGUGACCGCGUGGCUCCUCAAGAGCGCGGGGUUCGAUGUCACGGGCGUCCUGAUGCGAAACUGGGACGAGGCGGAGGAGACCGGGGGUGAAUGCAGCUUCGAGAAGGACCAGCGCGACGCCAGAGCGGCGGCGAGGGCUGUCGGGAUCCCUCUCACGGAGGUGGAUUUCGUGAAAGAGUACUGGCACUCCGUGUUUGAACCCUUCCUGCGAGACUUCGACGGGGGCGGCGCGACUCCCAACCCGGACCUCGCGUGCAACCGGCAUAUCAAGUUUGGCGCCCUCCUCGACCAUUGCUUGCGCUCCCUCGGCGCGGAUCUCCUCGCCACCGGACACUACGCGCGAAUCGUCCGGAUUGACGAGACGAACCCGCCACGACUCUUGCGUGGGAUAGACCCCGACAAGGAUCAGUCCUACUUUCUGGCGUCAGUCAGGGGCGAGUCCCUCGAACGAGCGUGUUUCCCUCUUGGCGGCUUGACGAAGCGGGAGGUGCGAGAGCUCGCCGCGGGACCGGCGAACCUGCCCGCCGCGGUGACGCGGCGGCGGAGCAGCGCCGGUAUAUGCUUCAUAGGGCGCAAACGCGACUUUGGAGAUUUCAUCCAGGAGUACCUCCCGGCGGAGGGCGAGAUGCGCGCGGAUUCUUCGCGAGGGGACAGACGCGGCGAGGAUUCUUCGCGAGGUGCGUCGGGUUCGUUCGUCUCCGUGGAGAGCGGGGAGGCGGUGGGCAGGCACGGAGGUCUCGCGAGAUACACGUGCGGGCAGCGUGCGCGCCUGGGCGGAGCUUCUGUGCCGUGGUACGUGGUUGGUAAGGACUCUCGGGGAGGAUCGAACUCUGUGUACGUCGCGCCGGGGGCCGACCACCCGGCACUGUUCACAACCUCGGCGGCGAUCACUCGGUGCUUCUGGGUGUCCGGGGCACGACCGCGAGGCAUGGACACGGAUCGAGGCGCAAAACUUUCGGCGCAGACGAGGUACGGUGCCCGGGCGGUGUCGUGC